AUGAGUGAAACAUGUUUAGAAGGAUGUGCAGCAAAAACUCAAACGGUUGGGUUUAUUCCGGGUGUAAUACUUUUUAUCUGUUUUGUUGCAGCUAUUGGAGCUGCAUUAGGUAUUGUGCUUACAGCAGAUAAAUAUUAUCCAAGUCAAUCAAUAUCUUCAAUCAAUACUUUCACAUCAACUUAUGUACCAUCCACUAGUCGUAAUAUUAUUUCUACUUCCAGUGUCAGUAGAUAUAUCACCGCAGCUAUGAUUACAACUCCUGCAACUACAAUGAAAAGUGGGUGGUCAAAUACUGGAAGUAUGAAUUCUACUCGAUAUGUUCACACAGCAUCUAUAUUAGCAAAUGGAAAAAUUUUAGUUACAGGUGGACAGAAUUUUUUUGAAGGCGUUUUGAAUAGCGCUGAAUUGUAUGAUUCAUCGUCGAGAAUAUGGACAUCGACUGGAUCUAUGAUAUCUCGUAGACUAUUCCAUGCAGCGUCUCUAUUAUCAAAUGGAAAAGUAUUAGUUACCGGCGGCCGGGAUUCUCCUAAUAGUUUCAAUAGUACUGAGUUAUAUGAUCCGUCUACUGGAGUCUGGAUACGUACUAGCAAUAUGAUUUAUGCUCGAUCAAGUCAUACAGCAUCUGUAUUAACAAAUGGUAGAGUGCUGGUUGCUGGUGGAUAUAAUAAUAGUAACAGUCUGAGAAUAUGGACACUUACGGGAAAUAUGAAUUAUGUUCGAUCAAGUCACACAGCAUCUGUAUUAACAAAUGGAAAAGUAUUAGUUAGUGGCGGAUAUGUUAAUGGGAUAAGAAUCAAUAGUGCAGAGUUGUAUGAUCCAUCAACAGGAGUAUGGACAGUCGCUGCAUCUAUGAAAUAUGUUCGAAAUGACCAUACAGCAUCCGUAUUAGCAAAUGGACAAGUGUUAAUUGCUGGUGGAUUAAAUGGUACCGAUGUUUUGGAAACCACUGAGUUAUAUACACCAUAA
Messenger RNA from Adineta steineri, 966 nucleotides. The record is from the annotation of a GenBank genome assembly. NCBI's taxonomy places the organism in Eukaryota, Metazoa, Rotifera, Eurotatoria, Adinetida, Adinetidae.